This is a messenger RNA of Poecilia latipinna (sailfin molly), 2994 nucleotides long. It is a transcript of the gene mfsd11, whose product is annotated as major facilitator superfamily domain containing 11. NCBI's taxonomy places the organism in Eukaryota, Metazoa, Chordata, Actinopteri, Cyprinodontiformes, Poeciliidae. Bases 269 to 1633 code for a protein of 454 amino acids. The transcript has 14 exons. The record is from RefSeq and is a predicted model, not a curated record.
UGGGUUCCUGCUGGUUCGGCCGGAAGCGGCUAGCAGCAUUAGCAGCAUUAGCUUUUCCAGCUGCGUGUUGGUCAGCUGACUGAUCAUGUGACUCCCGGUCGCUCCGGUUCCCACCUGAGAAUAUUUCCGUUUCUCCUCGAACUUCCCGCAGCAGGGAGGCAUGAAGCUGGAGACCCAGUGAGCAGCUGCUGGGUUCAACAAGCGAGCCUGGUUCUGGUUCUGGUUCGGGCGGAAGUUUUUCUAAUUUGGGUGUGGAAGAUCCUCCAGGAUGGGUCCAGACGGGAAGAAGCUGCUGAACAUCGUCAUCCUCGGCUUCGGCUUCAUGUUCAUGUUCACAGCUUUCCAGACAUGUGGAAACAUUGAGCAAACCGUCAUCAAGAGCUUCAACAGCACCGAGUUUCAUGGAAGCGGCUAUACAAGCAUGGCGAUCAUUUACGGCGUUUUCUCCGCCUCCAACCUGAUGGCGCCCUCCGUGGUGACGCUCAUCGGCCCGCAGGUCUCCAUGUUCCUCAGUGGGAUCCUGUACAGCGGCUACAUCGCCAUGUUCAUCCACCCGCUCACCUGGAGCUUCUACACGGCCUCCGUCCUGGUGGGCGUGGCCGCCGCAGUCUUGUGGACGGCACAGGGAAAUGUUUUGGCGAUCAAUUCCACCGAUCGAUCCAUCGGGAGGAACAGUGGCGUUUUCUGGUCGCUGCUCCAGUUCAGCUUGUUCUUCGGGAACCUCUACAUCUACUGCGCCUGGCACGGCCACGUCCACAUCACAGACAAAGACCGUCAGACCGUCUUCAUUUCUCUCACCGUCAUCAGUUUGGUCGGCUGCUUCCUCUUCUUCCUGAUCAGGAAACCCGACCCGGACUCUUCCUCUGGUUCUGAAGCGACGGAGUCUCUACUACAGACUGAGUCCGGAGACGGGUCCACAGACAGUUCAUCCAGACCAGAUCUCUGCACUCAGGCUCUGGACGCUUUUGUCCAGGCCUGCAGGAUCUCCGUCACCAAGGAGAUGCUGCUGCUGAGCGCCUCCAUUGGAUACACAGGUCUGGAGCUCACCUUCUACAGUGGCGUGUACGGAACCUGCAUCGGCGCCAUGACCCGGUUCGGGUCUGAUGCUAAGAGUCUGAUCGGCAUCUCCGGGAUCUGCAUCGGUCUGGGAGAGAUCAUAGGAGGGGGCGUCUUUGGGAUGCUAAACAAGAAAAACCGGUUUGGGCGGAAUCCGGUGGUUCUGCUGGGCCUCAUAACGCACUUUGUGGCGUUUUUCCUGAUUUUCUUGAACAUCGCCAGUGACGCUCCGUUGGCGCCGGAGGGCGGCACGGAUCUGGAGGCCUUCAUUACUCCCAGUGUUGCCGUGGCGAUGAUCUGCAGCUUCCUGCUGGGCCUUGGCGACAGCUGCUUCAACACGCAGCUGCUUAGCAUCAUCGGCUUCCUGUUCCGGGACAACAGCGCCCCCGCCUUCGCUGUCUUCAAGUUCAUCCAGUCCAUCAUGGCCGCCGUGGCCUUCUUCUACAGCAACUUCCUGCUGCUGCACUGGCAGCUCCUCAUCCUCGUCGUCUUCGGCUUCCUGGGCUCCGUGUCCUUCUUCGCUGCCGAGUGGCUGGCCGAGUCCAGGAGGAGGGACUCGGACUAUGGCAGCAUUUGAAGCGUCCAGCAGACGCCCAGAUGGACGGACACCAGGAGACGCUGUCAUCCCAGAUAAACUGGUUCUUUCUUUAAGCUCACCUUGCUGAUUGGGGAAGGAAAACCUGGAGUGGAUCAGACCUGGAAGCUGCUGCUGUAGAUGUCUGGAGACUACAGGUCAUCCAGAGGAGACCAUGGACGUCCAGGUGGUCCAACCUGUCACUGGAUACGUCCCUCACCUGCUUUAAGCAGAACGUGUUGCUGGUUCUGGGUUCUCUGCAGAACCUCUGAGACCAGAACCAGAACAUCUCAGUUUAAAUGACACUCUAACUGGAGCUAGGUUUAUUUAAGGGUGUCGGCAUCCAUCAGUCCAGAUAUAAAUGCACACCACACUUUUCAGAUUACUAAAAUAUAUAAAAAAAUCAAUCAAUAGUUUUGGGAAUCUUGGAUCAUUUUUUGCCCUUCGCAUAGUUCUGGUCCCCGAAGCUUGGGUUUGGACUAGGCCAAAAUGUGAUGAAAUGUUGUGUGAAUAGUUGUAAGUAAUCGGGUCAGAACCUUUGAACUGGAGUUUAUUCAGAGUUUGUCCAGUUUAAUCCAGUUUAGUUGAAUUGAUCUCAAAGGGAAAUUAGAGUGUAGAAACUCAAUUUUAUUGUUUUCAUGCUAAGUUUUGAGCUCUGCCUUCGACUUCCUCUGGACCAGCACAGGAAGAACCAGUUUAACGGCACCAGAACCAGUUUUCUGCACUGGUUCCAAAACCAGCAGAUAAUCCAGGUUAUCGCGCUCCGGCCUUCAUCUGGCUGAUUUCAUGGUUCGUUUAAUCCGAGUCAAUAAGGGAAGUAAUCAGUGGUGGUGAUUUCAUAUUUAUGAAAUGUAGUAAUUAUGGAUGAUCAAUUGUUUUUGUUGCCAAUAAAAUCAUAUCUAAAACAUCAGCUGCUUAUCUGGUUACAGCAGGAACCAAAGGGUUAAAGAUGGCCGACGUGAACAAAACCAGCUUCAGUUAGCUGGUUUCUGGAUCUCAGCAGAAACGAGUCAGAUUUUAUUCUGGGUCAUAAAACCAAGACAGCAGAUUAAGCCGAUAUUUUCUGGCUGAAUUGAGCCUCGAUUCAGUUUCACCAAAGCAGUAGCACUUUAGUUACCAUGGCGAUUUAUCCUGUGCUAGCCUGCUCCUGACCAGGCUAACGGGUCAGCUAACAACCAGGCUAACCGCCAGGCUGACAAAAGAUACCGUUAUCAAUUUAAAACUUCUCCAUAGAAAACCUGAUUGAGUCCAAGAGUGAAAUCGAACUGCUGGUCGUUUUGUAAAGGUUCCUGUCAAACCACAGGUGAUGUUUCUGUCCUGUUUGUUUUAUUGCUUGACAUUGUGCAAUUAAAAUACUUUACCAA